AUGGUAUCGUGUCUCGUAUCCGGUACGGUUGCCGGUCUCGUCUCGCUGCGUUGCUCGCCGACCGCUCCCGGGUCAUUCGUCUGCGAGAGGUUGGGAUGCCGCUCGUCGCUUGUCUACGGCUUGAUCGUUUCACGCGGUCGGGUUUCCGAAGGAGCUAUCGUCUGCACAAGAGGCAACGUCCUCAAGCAGCUCAGCUUUUCUUUCCCGUGGCACUCAGUGAGCCCGAUCCUGCCAGAAAUCGCAGUUGGGUUUCAUCAUGACUUGGAGUGGCCGGCUACAGAGGGCAGGUUCCACGCGGGCUUGAGGGAAAUGGCCUCUGAUGCAUUUGGUGCGCAUUCCUCGCUGCCGCAGACAGAGGAGGAUGUCUUUCUGCGAUUCAUGGAAGAUAGUGAGGAUAUCAUUGAUAUUCCAACUAAAGCUGUCGGACUCGUUCAUGGCACAAACGAUUCGGAUUCCCCAGGGCGCGAGAUCGAAGAUUCAAGUCGCCAGCAACGCACUCCUGGGAAGCACGUCUCAACUGAGAAGUUCCAAAACUCGGACGGGACUACUACUUUUGUGACGCGGGAAGAGAAGGUUGAUAGCAAGGGAAAUACGUGCAGUAUCAAAAUUGUCACCAAGAAACUAGACCCAGAAGGCAACGAGAUUAGUAGGUUUACAGAGUCCAGCUAUAGCCGAACCUGGGGUGGGAAAUGGCCGUGGUCGACGGAUGACAACGACCAAGAGACACACGACGAUGGGGCCAAAAAGAAAGGAGAGUCUGAUGAUGAGCCCAAGAAAAAGCUUAGCUCGUGGCUCUGGAAGUGA
Messenger RNA from Pyricularia pennisetigena, 804 nucleotides. RefSeq lists its product as uncharacterized. Bases 1 to 804 code for a protein of 267 amino acids. The transcript is spliced from 2 exons. Lineage: Eukaryota; Fungi; Ascomycota; Sordariomycetes; Magnaporthales; Pyriculariaceae. The record is from RefSeq and is a predicted model, not a curated record.